UCAUCACCAUCAAGUUCUCAGACCAGCACGUCCCAGGAAGUCCGUUCUCGGUGAAGGUGUUGGGCGGCGGGCGGCUGAAGGAGAGCAUCACCCGGAGACGCCAGGCGCCCUCCGUCGCCGCCGUGGGCAGCACCUGCGACCUCAACCUCAAGAUCCCAGGGACCUGGUUCCACAUGGUGUCGGCGCAGGAGCGGCUGACGCGCACGUUCACGCGCAGCAGCACGUACACGCGCACGGAGCGCACGGAGAUCAGCAAGACGCGCGCCGGGGAGACCACGCGGGAGGUCCGCGUGGAGGAGAGCACGCAGGUCGGAGACCCCUUCAGGGACGUGUUCGGGGACUUCCUGGGCCGGGACGGGCGCGGCGGCUUCAGCGCCCGGCAACCGCCGCCGCUGCAGGACGGUGAGACGGGCAGUGCAGAGAUGACGGCCCAGGUGACGAGUCCCGGGGGACAGACGGCGGACGCUGAGAUCCUGCGCGGCGAGGACAGCGCCUACAGCGUGCGCUUCGUCCCGCAGGAGACGGGCGUCCACACGGUGAACGUCCGCUACCGCGGCCAGCACGUCCCCGGGAGCCCCUUCCUGUUCACCGUGGGGCCCCUGGGGGAGGGGGGGGCACACAAGGUCCGGGCUGGGGGGACCGGGCUGGACCGGGGCGUCGCCGGGAUCCCAGCUGAGUUCAGUAUCUGGACCAGAGAGGCCGGAGCGGGGGGGCUGUCCAUCGCCGUGGAGGGACCGAGCAAAGCCGAGAUCAGCUUCGAGGACCGGAAGGACGGAUCCUGUGGCGUCGCCUAUGUGGUCCAGGAGCCCGGGGACUACGAGGUUUCCAUCAAGUUCAACGACGAGCAUGUCCCAGACUCUCCGUUCAUCGUCCCUGUCGCCGCGCUGUCUGACGACGCUCGCCGUCUCACCGUCUCCAGCCUGCAGGAGAUGGGGCUCAAGGUGGGGCAGGAGGCGUCCUUCGCGGUCCAGCUGAACGGGGCCAGAGGUCUGAUCGACGCUAAGAUCCAGACGCCGUCAGGGGCCACCGAGGACUGUUACAUAACCGAGCUGGACAACGGUAACACGGGGGGGGCUGUGGUUGGUUUAGUUUCAGAGCUCAAAGCUGCAGAGAAACCACCUCAACUGGACCUGGAUCAGUUAGACCUGGACCUGGACCUGAAGUCUUCACUGAGACCGCCGACAUCUUUUGUGAGACCCAUCAGAGACCAGACCCUGCUGGACCUGGACCUGGACCCAGCUGUGUGUCCAUGCAGCCCCCGUUCCUUUAAUAAAGACCUGUAA
This is a messenger RNA of Etheostoma cragini (Arkansas darter), 1283 nucleotides long. RefSeq names its product filamin-C-like. Gene Ontology annotation, biological process: actin cytoskeleton organization. NCBI's taxonomy places the organism in Eukaryota, Metazoa, Chordata, Actinopteri, Perciformes, Percidae. The record is from RefSeq and is a predicted model, not a curated record. Gene Ontology annotation, molecular function: actin filament binding. The transcript has 9 exons. Bases 174 to 1283 code for a protein of 369 amino acids.